UCUGUGUGUUUUCACGUGACGGCGCAGGAGAGCUAGUGCGCCUCUCAGGCAGCGGUACACACGGAAAGCAAAAGGAAACGCCGCAGCUUUGAGCUCAAUACAUGUUUGCCUGAACGUCGAGGAGUUGGACGCUUGACAUUUUCGAAGAUGUUUUCAUUCGGGGAGAAAAUGGAGUUUCUCAUAGGAAACCCCUUUUCAACGCCCGUCGGUCAGAGAAUCGAGCGAGCGACCAGCAGCUCUCUGCAGUCGGAGGACUGGGGGCUCAACAUGGAGAUAUGUGAUAUCAUCAACGAGACAGACGAGGGGCCCAGAGAUGCAGUCAAAGCUAUAAAGAAGAGAAUCGUUGGAAACAAGAACUUCAGAGAGAUCAUGUUGGCUCUUACUGUUCUCGAGGCCUGUGUGAAGAACUGCGGCCAUCGCUUUCAUGUUCUGGUGACGUCUCAGGACUUUGUUGAAGGAGUUUUGGUCCGUUCCAUCCUGCCCAAAUAUAACCCCCCCACUGCCCUUCAUGACAGGGUGCUCAGCCUCAUACAGUCGUGGGCGGAUGCGUUUCGUAGCUCUCCCUCCCUUGCAGGGGUGGUGUACGUAUACGACGACCUGAGGAGACGAGGUCUGGAGUUCCCCAUGACAGACCUGGAUGCUCUGUCCCCCAUCCACACACCCAACAGAAGUAUCCCAGAAAACGGGACUCCCGAGACGACCCCUGUCACCACUCCACCACAUCAACCACAAACUCAAGCCUCUACCAGUGCUCCCAUUCAGAAUACUUCACCUCCAGUCCAGCCCAGUGAAGGACCAGCCUCACUCUCUGCAGAACAGGAACAGAAGUUGCGGAGUGAGCUGGCGCUUGUGAAGGGAAAUCUCACUGUGAUGUCUGAAAUGCUGAAUGAGCUGAAACCUGGGCAGAGUCAGCCGGAUGAUACAGAGCUGCUACAGCAGCUGUACUCGGUGUGUAAGAGCAUGCAGACUCGAGUGGUGGAGCUCAUCCCUCAGCUGCAGGAAGAAGGAUUUAUUGAAGAGCUGCUCGUGGUCAACGAUGACCUCAACAACGCUUUCAUCCGCUAUGAGAGGUUUGACAGACUUAACAAGGCACAAACUACAAAUACUUCACAGCAGACCCCUGUCAGCAGCCGGAGCCUCAUCGACUUCAGCCCUGAACCUUCAACUCUCAGCCAACCUGCUGUCAUCACAACAACCAGCCAACCAGCAGCAAGCAUUUUGGCCAAUCAGAGGCCAUCAGCCAACCACAAAGAGGAGGAGGAGUUUGACAUGUUUGCCCAAACCAGAGGCAGCUCCCUGGCUGAGCAGAGGAAAAGUGUCAGGUAUGAGGACCCAGGAGCUGUGGAGGGCCUCGCUGGAGCUCUGGACUCAAGGUUGCAGGUCACAGCGGGGGUGCCACCAGUGAAAAACUCUGUGCAGAAUGAUAUUGACAAAUGGCUAUCCUGUGAUAUGCAAGACCAGUCUGCAGUUAGUGAGGGAGUUUCCAGUGAAGAGUUUGAUAAGUUUUUGGAGGAUCGGGCGAUGGCAGCAGACCACAGCGGCCAGACGACUCGCAGUGUGCCGCCCUCCACAUCCAAACCAACGCCACAAUCUAGCCAGCAAGAGAACAGAUCACAUGACCAGCUUUUUUCACUCUGAGUUUGGGAACAGAGAAAGAGGAGCAGGUAGAUGUAAAGGUCAACAUGCACAUACCAUCACACUGAAAUAUACGUCACACACUGUGCCAAGUCAGGUUGUGUCUGAAAGUACACACACACACACACACAAUAAAACCUGUCACUACAGAACUGUUGCCUAAUCAAUUCAUUGCAUAAAUGCAGUAUUUCUUUGUUAAUUCUGCUAUUUGUUAUGUUUAUGUGGUUAUAAACAACUUUAUGUGACUGUAUUUAUGAAAUGUAUAAUAUGUUAUAUUAUAAUGUUGAUGUAAACAAAACCUAGAUUUGUGUUUACAGUUAAGCAUAAUGUUGCAAAUAUGUUUGAUAUUACACCAAAGUGUGCCUUUGACCCAGACAGCUGAUUUUGUGCGAGAGAAUAAAUGGGGCAAACAUG
Molecule: messenger RNA, 2049 nt
Organism: Thunnus maccoyii (southern bluefin tuna)
Lineage: Eukaryota; Metazoa; Chordata; Actinopteri; Scombriformes; Scombridae
Product: target of Myb protein 1-like
Exons: 15
Coding region: 148-1638 (496 amino acids)
Biological process (GO): signal transduction
Cellular component (GO): membrane; endosome
Molecular function (GO): phosphatidylinositol binding; ubiquitin binding; clathrin binding
Source: RefSeq, a predicted model, not a curated record